ACCGCGCACCAGCCCCAGUCACCAUGAAUUACCUUCGCCGGCGCCUGUCAGACAGCAGCUUCGUGGCCAACCUCCCCAACGGCUACAUGAUGGAUCUACAGAGGCCGACCCCUCCGGGAUCCUCCAUCUCCUCCCCGGCCUCCCCUGCCACGGAGCGGCGACAGCCCCCGAGCAUCCCCAUCCCAACCCCGACCCCGGCUCAGGGCUCGGCCGCCAGCACGGGCAGCUUUCUCAGCUCCUUCUCCAGCGUGGUGAAGAGCGCCCAGAUGGCGCAGAAUGUCGCGGCCGCCGCACAUGCUAAGACAGCGGCGGCGGCAGCAACUACUGAGGGAGCUCCGGCGGGAAGCAGUCAGCCUCCUAAGCCGGUCGUCCGCAAACCCAAGAUCCUGCUUGUUGUUGAUGAUCAACACACUGACUGGGCCAAGUACUUCAGAGGCAAGAAGCUGAAUGGGGAGUAUGAGAUCCGCGUGGAGCAGGCAGAGUUCUCAGAGAUCAACCUGGCCUCCUACGUCACCUCAGGAUGCAUGGUGGACAUGCAGGUCAACAAGGCGGGGACCAAAAUGGUCAGGUCCUUCAAACCGGACUUUGUCCUGAUUCGCCAGCAUGCCUACAGCAUGGUCCCCGGAGAGGACUUCAGGAACCUCGUCAUCGGCUUGCAUUUCGGCGGCGUGCCGAGCAUCAACUCCGUCUUCUCCAUCUACAACUUCUGCAGCAAGCCUUGGGUGUUCUCUCAGAUGAUAAGGAUCUACCACUCCCUCGGUGCAGAGAAAUUCCCCCUGAAUGAACAAACCUUCUAUGCCAACCACAUGCAAAUGGUUACAAGCCCUUCCUAUCCUGCGGUGGUGAAGAUGGGCCACGCCCACUCCGGCAUGGGGAAGAUCAAAGUGGAAAACCAACAGGACUUCCAGGACAUCACCAGUGUGGUGGCGCUGGCCGGGACCUACGCCACGACCGAGCCAUACGUCCAGUCCAAGUACGACAUCCGCGUCCAGAAGAUCGGCAACAACUACAAGGCUUAUAUGCGAACCUCCAUUUCCGGGAACUGGAAGGCAAACACGGGCUCGGCCAUGUUGGAGCAGAUCGCCAUGACAGACAGAUACAGACUGUGGGUGGACUCGUGCGCAGAGAUGUUCGGCGGCCUUGACAUAUGUGCGGUGAAGGCCGUCCAUGGAAAAGAUGGAAAUGACUAUAUCAUUGAGGUGAUGGACAGCUCGAUGCCUUUGAUUGGCGAACACAUUGAGGAGGACAAGCAACUGAUCACAGAGCUGGUCCUCCAUAAGAUGGCCCAGGUGCUGUUGGGAGUUUCCACGCCGCCGCCAUCUUCAGUCAAGACGACUCAGCCCAGACGAGGGGGACACCGCUCCGGCUCGGCUUCCCCGUCCCAGUCGACCCAAGGUUCGCCGCAGCGUGCCCGCUCGGCCACCACCUCACCUAGCCAGUCCUUCCAGCCAGGACCCCUCCCUGACAAUUCCGGACCUGGAGCGCAGAAACAGUCACCUCAACUCAACAAAUCGCAGUCGCUGACCAACACCUUCUCAGAGACUUUGCGAGGCAACGUGACCGACGACGAGGCCAAAGCGGAGACCAUCCGCAGCCUCCGGCAGUCCUUCGCCAGCCUCUUCUCUGACUGAGAGCCUCCUUCCUCCUCUUCCUUUUUCUCCUCCUCCUCCUGCUUCCUGUCAGUCUUUCAAGGAGUCCCGCAGCUUCAUCUUCCACCACCUUGUCCUCCUCCUCUUCUGUCACUUUAUGAAUAGCCAUCCCUUCGCUAUGAGAAAGGCCGAUCGAGGCGUUUGUGUCUUCCCUCAAAAGACUUUUGAUGUCAAUGCCAACAGAGCAAUCAAAGCAAAUUCCAAUUCUGUUCUUUACUGUCACCACCUUUUCCAUGCCUGCUUUCCUCUUCAUUGUCAUAAUUACCUUUCCUUUAUUCGAUUUAUUUCUGAAUCCGCCAAAGCUAGUCUCGUGCAAAAUUCUACACCUCGCUUGGCCUUUCUAGUGGCGAAGCAUUCCGGUCUCCUCUGCUUGAUAUUUAAUAAUCUUCUUUUGUCAAACCGGUGGAAGUGUUUAUGCUCUCAUGUUUGGUCUUUUCGAAUUCUUGAUUCACUUCACUGCAAAGUUUGUGGCUGUCCGUGGCAAUAUUUGAUACGAUUCCAGUCAAUUCAAAGUGUUCACCGUCUCCCCUCCGCUAUUGAUAAGGCACCCCAAUCACAAAUUGUCAACGCCCUCCUGAAAAGCCUUGCAAUUACCCAAAGAUGCCAGAAGAUGGCGACAAAGCACCACAUCAAGCUUCUGAACUUUCCACAUAGUUGCUUGGCACAAACAUACCAUAAGAUAAUGGCAAAACACUACCUGAAGCUCCUCAUCCUACUUCCACAUAGUUGCUUGGCGCAAACAUGCCACAAGAUGAUGGCAAAACACAAUGCGAAGCUCCUCAUCCUACUUCCACAUAGUUGCUUGGCGCAAACAUGCCACAAGAUGACGGCAAAACACGAGGUGAAGCUCCUCAUCCGACUUCCACAUAGUUCUUUGGCACCAAGAUGCCACUAGAUGGCGCCAAGAAAUACUUUGAGACGGUGCUUUGGCUUGAGUGCAAAAAAGCACUGGAUUGAUGAGCUUUAAGACCAAAAAUAUUUUAAAAUACGUGGAGGAACACUGUACACGGGGCUCACGAGCGUUAUUUGCCAGCUCCUCACGCGAGCUUCAGGUUGAAGUAGCGGAUCUUUGACCUUGGCCUGACAUUACCAAAGUGCUUUGAAAACUAAGCGAAACCAGUCCGUCGCACGCCGGGUGACUUCGGCAGUCGUGCGGCCUGUCAUCCUUUUGAGCUGAGCAAUUCCGUGCAAAUGGUGCAAACGCCGUCGUCUUCCGUCCUCUUGCAAUUUGUAGUUGUCUUCAAGUAUUUCUAUCCUCGGGGUUGGUGGCGGAGGGACCGAUGGCAGACGAUUACCACUGUACUCAAGCAACGAUGAUGUACUGUAAUAUAAAACCCCCCCACCCCACCCUUCAAAAAGAUUCAAAUGUAUCGGUGAAAUUGUUGUAUUAUGUUGUUGUAAUGCAUGAAGCUGUCGAAAUGUGCGUGUGAGUGGGCGUGCGCGCGUGGUCAACGAUGAAUAAUACCGCCACAAAAUAGGAAAAAUCCUUAUUUGCAAUAAUUCUGUUGAUAUUUGCUGGCUCCUCUUUGUGUUCACAAAAAAAAAAAAGCCGCACACGUGGAUGGGCGAAAAGCGAACUUGGAAAAAAAAAUGAUUCACCCGUGUGUUCAGGCUCAAGGAAAUUAAACUGUCGGGUGUUCUUUCAUGCUUGAUGGAAAAUGUUUCGUUUUCAUUUUGUUAAUAAUGUACAUAAUAUGUUUUAAUAUCAGUGGCAAAAUGCCCCACCCCCCCAGGUCAUGGCAAUUAGUUCAUUUCAUCAACUUACGCACUGUGUCAAAGGGGCCAAAUUAUCAUUUUCAAAAUAUUUUGUGUUGUGCUUUCCGUUUAAAAAAAUGUGCAUCUAAUACUGCAAUGUGAAAAAAACAUAAAAUCAUGAGGAUGUGCCACGCAAUCAUGGCUGUCAUUUGUGAAUCCACAUGUCCGCCAUGUUCUGCGAUGUGAAAUCCAUCUGGUGGCUCGUUAGUCACAAACAGCGCCACUCGUAAUUGCUCCAAACAAUUCAUUUGACAUGACAUUCCAUCAAAUUUCGGUUUGUAAGCAGAUCAUAAAUUACUUUUUAUUUGCCCCCCAGUGAAGGGGGGGACGGAACAAAAUUUGUGACUAAAUUGCAACAGAGCUACAGUGUUUUUAAAAAAAAAAAACUGCGGGAAAAUACUUCAGUGUGUUGGAAGCUUUUUCUUGAACGUAUCACAGACCAACCACCAAACUUUCAACGAAACUAAAACAGAAUCAAUUCAAAUUGAUUCCAAGGCAUUCGAUCACUGAUACCAUUUUUUUUAAUGUAUCGUACACAAUUUAAUUACAGUGGUGGAUAUCACCGUACCUAAUGUAUUGUCCUUUCUUGUUCUUGUACGGGUUUAUGCGAGGUUAGCUUCAUGGUGCAUUAGCACCGGUGACUGAUAUCGUCCCUCCACUGUAAGGAAGCCAAUGUUAACUGAUUGGGGGGGGGGGGGGGGGUUUGUUAAUAAUAAUAAUAAUAAUAAUACAUUUUAUUUAUAAGCGCCUUUCAAGACACCCAAGUUGUUCAUUUGCUGCUGCCAUCUAGCUGCGGGUGUGAGAAGUGCACGCAAAUCUCAAGCAAUGGCUUUGCGCUGUCGUGUGAAAAACGUAUUAAUUUAUUUAAAGUCAUUUUUAGGCCGCUUACAUUUUUUUUUAGUUUAGCGCCAUUCACUACUCUUUAUUUUACAUCGCCAGUUGUCGUUCCCGCUUUGUUUCGACAGCCGGCAAGUUGGAUCUGAAGUGACAGCAACCACCGUUGCUCCAUUCGAUCCAUUAGAAAUGUUUAAACGGAUGACACA
Messenger RNA from Hippocampus zosterae (dwarf seahorse), 4447 nucleotides. Its product is annotated as synapsin-3-like. NCBI's taxonomy places the organism in Eukaryota, Metazoa, Chordata, Actinopteri, Syngnathiformes, Syngnathidae. Gene Ontology annotation, biological process: neurotransmitter secretion. The transcript is spliced from 13 exons. Bases 24 to 1631 code for a protein of 535 amino acids. Gene Ontology annotation, molecular function: ATP binding. The record is from RefSeq and is a predicted model, not a curated record. Gene Ontology annotation, cellular component: synaptic vesicle; synaptic vesicle membrane.